AUGACGACGGUCGCGGAGAUCGUCGACGACGACGCGCGGCGCGCGGGAAAGGGCGCGACGACGCGACGACGACGCGCGACGACGCGCGUCGCGCGCGAUGACGCGCGCGAGGCGACGUACACGGCGGCGGAGGUGGCGAGGCACGCGCGCGCGGACGACUGCUGGGUGAUCGUGCGAGGCGGCGUGUACGACGUGACGAGGUUCGUGCCGAGACACCCGGGAGGGAACAUGAUAUACGUCAAGGCGGGGGGCGAGUGCACGGCGCUGUUCGACUCGUAUCAUCCCGAGCGCGCGAGGGCGACGCUGGAGAAGUAUAGGAUCGGCGCGCUGCGGAGGGACGCGGGGGAACGCGAGGACGAGGACGUGGUGGAGUACUUGAAGGACGAUCUGAGGGAGGGAGAGUUUUACGCGGAUUGUAAGGCGGGGGCGGCGAAGUAUUUUAAGGAUAAUAAGCUCGAUCCGCGCGUGCACUGGGAGAUGUACGCGAAGACGUUGGUGAUUUUGACGGGCGUCGUCGUCGGACACUACGGGUCGUUUUUCGCGCCGUCGGCGUCCUUCGCCGCGGCGUUGGCGCUCGCGGUGCUGCACGGCACGUGCAAGGCGGAAGUAGGAGUGUCGAUCCAGCACGACGCCAAUCACGGGGCGUACGGAAACAAUCGCACUUGGUUGCACGCGAUGCAGUUGACCUUGGACGCCGUCGGCGCGUCGAGCUUCAUGUGGAAGCAGCAGCACGUCGCCGGACAUCACGCGUACACCAACGUCGAAGGCAUCGAUCCCGACAUUCGAUGCUCGGAAAAGGACGUGCGACGGGUGAACGAGCAUCAGCCUCACGAGCCGUACCACAGAGUUCAACACGUCUACUUGGCGUUGAUGUACGGCUUGUUGUCGUUCAAAUCGUGCUUCGUGGACGACUUCAACGCCUUCUUCUCCGGCCGAAUCGGUUGGGUGAAGGUGAUGAAGUUUACUCGCGGUGAAGCCGUGGCGUUUUGGGGAAGCAAGCUCGCGUGGGCGUUUUACUACCUCUACUUGCCCGCCAAGUACUCCCAUCGCUCGAUCGGUCAGCUCUUGGCGCUCUGGACCGUCACCGAGUUCGUCACCGGUUGGUUGCUGGCGUUCAUGUUCCAAGUCGCCCACGUCGUCGGCGACGUCCACUUCUUCCGCCUCAACGAAAAGAACCAGCUCAACAAGGGCUGGGGCGAGGCGCAACUCAUGACUUCGGCUGAUUUCGCGCACGGCAGCAAGUUUUGGACCCACUUCUCCGGCGGCUUAAACUAUCAAGUCGUCCACCACCUCUUCCCGGGCGUGUGUCACGUGCACUACCCCGCGCUCGCGCCGAUCAUCAAGGCUGCCGCGGAUAAGCACGGAUUACACUAUCAAAUCUACCCCACGUUUUGGUCCGCGCUGCGCGCGCACUUCUCCCACCUCGCCCGCGUCGGCCACGAGGCGUACGUGCCUUCCCUCCGAACCGUCGGGUGA
Messenger RNA from Ostreococcus lucimarinus CCE9901, 1476 nucleotides. RefSeq lists its product with no specific name. Gene Ontology annotation, biological process: lipid metabolic process. Gene Ontology annotation, molecular function: oxidoreductase activity, acting on paired donors, with oxidation of a pair of donors resulting in the reduction of molecular oxygen to two molecules of water; heme binding. Gene Ontology annotation, cellular component: membrane. NCBI's taxonomy places the organism in Eukaryota, Viridiplantae, Chlorophyta, Mamiellophyceae, Mamiellales, Bathycoccaceae. The record is from RefSeq and is a predicted model, not a curated record. The transcript has a single exon. The coding region runs from base 1 to 1476 and encodes 491 amino acids.